GCCGCCGCGCCGGGGCCCAGCCGUAGCCGCCGCCGCCCUCGCGCCCGCCCGCCCGCCGCGGGCCGCAGCCGCGGCGCGGGAGACGAGCCGGCCGUCCGGGCCGGGGAGCCGCCCGCCAUGGCCACCAAGGCUCGGGUUAUGUAUGAUUUUGCUGCUGAACCUGGAAAUAAUGAACUGACAGUUAAUGAAGGAGAAAUUAUCACAAUUACAAAUCCGGAUGUUGGUGGAGGAUGGUUGGAAGGAAGAAACAACAAAGGAGAACGAGGGCUGGUUCCCACAGACUAUGUUGAAAUCUUGCCCAAUGAUGGAAAAGAUCAGUUUUCCUGUGGAAAUUCAGUGGCUGACCAAGCCUUCCUUGAUUCUCUCUCAGCAAGUACAGCUCAAGCCAAUUCAUCAGCUGCCAACAGCAAUAACCAGGUUGGCGGUGACCCCUGGUCAGCCUGGAAUGCUUCCAAAUCUGGAAACUGGAACAGCACGGAUGGCUGGGGAGCCAAGCCAGAGGGGGCUGCAGCCCAGAAAAACACUUCCAAUAACUGGGACACUGCCUUUGGUCACCCGCAGGCCUACCAAGGGCCAGCAACUGGUGACGAUGAUGACUGGGACGAAGACUGGGACGACCCCAAGUCCUCGUCUCCCUACUUCAAGGACUCGGAGUCGGCUGAAGCAGGGGGUGCUCAGCGAGGCAGCAGCCGUGCGGGCUCCUCUUCCAUGAAGCUGCCGCUUAACAAAUUCCCUGGAUUUGCAAAACCUGGAAUGGAACAGUAUUUGUUGGCCAAGCAACUAGCAAAACCCAAAGAGAAAAUUCCUAUCAUUGUUGGAGAUUAUGGCCCAAUGUGGGUUUAUCCUACCUCUACGUUUGACUGUGUGGUAGCAGAUCCCAGGAAGGGCUCCAAAAUGUAUGGUCUGAAGAGCUACAUUGAAUAUCAGUUAACACCUACUAACACUAAUCGAUCUGUAAACCACCGGUAUAAGCACUUUGACUGGCUAUAUGAGCGUCUCCUGGUCAAGUUUGGGUCAGCCAUUCCAAUCCCUUCUCUUCCAGAUAAACAAGUCACAGGUCGCUUUGAAGAGGAAUUUAUCAAAAUGCGCAUGGAGAGACUGCAGGCGUGGAUGACCAGAAUGUGUCGUCAUCCAGUCAUCUCAGAAAGUGAGGUUUUCCAGCAAUUUCUAAAUUUCCGAGAUGAAAAGGAAUGGAAAACUGGGAAGAGGAAGGCUGAGAAAGAUGAGCUGGUGGGAGUUAUGAUAUUUUCCACCAUGGAACCAGAGGCACCUGACUUGGACUUACUAGAAAUAGAACAGAAGUGUGAUGCUGUAGGUAAAUUCACCAAAGCCAUGGAUGAUGGUGUGAAGGAGCUGCUGACCGUGGGCCAGGAGCACUGGAAGCGGUGCACAGGACCAUUACCCAAGGAAUAUCAGAAGAUAGGAAAGGCCCUGCAGAGUUUAGCAACAGUGUUUAGUUCUAGUGGUUAUCAAGGUGAAACAGAUCUCAAUGAUGCAAUAACAGAAGCGGGAAAGACUUAUGAAGAAAUUGCCAGUCUCGUGGCAGAACAGCCAAAGAAAGAUCUCCAUUUCCUGAUGGAGUGUAAUCAUGAAUACAAGGGUUUCCUUGGCUGCUUCCCUGAUAUCAUUGGCGCUCACAAGGGAGCAAUAGAAAAAGUGAAAGAAAGUGAUAAACUGGUUGCCACUAGCAAGAUCACCCCACAGGACAAGCAGAACAUGGUGAAACGCGUCGGCACCAUGUCCUACGCGUUGCAAGCUGAGAUGAAUCACUUCCACAGUAACCGGAUCUACGACUACAACAGCGUCAUCCGCCUGUACCUGGAUCAGCAAGUGCAGUUCUACGAGACGAUUGCAGAAAAGCUGAGGCAGGCCCUCGGCCGCUUCCCGGUUAUGUAGGACAGAACCGAACAUGAAGAAAACUCCGAAGUGCUUCUUUCUGACUUGGGGCAAUGCAAUUCGAUUUUUUUCCCCCUAUCAUCCAAAACAAAAAAAAAAGGAAAGAAAGAAAACCAAAAAGAAGUAGAGUUGCAACAACUGCCUUUAUUAACCAGCCUAAAUGCAUCCGUUCUCUAGGGACGGGCUUCUUUUGUUCAUUGCCACACCCGUCAUUAACCAGUGGAAAUUGUCUCUAUUUUUGGCAAGUACUUAAGUUAUCAGAAUUUUGAAUGGAAAAUGAGAGGUUUCCCCCACUGAUAUUUUACAUGAAAUUAUAAUUUAUAAGUCACCCAUGAUCUUCCAAUUCUUACCCAAUGUCAGAUAAUUACUAAUUGCUUUCUUAAAAAUAUGAAAUAUGCCAGAGUAAAAAAUAUAUAUGUUUGUAUAUUUUUAUAACUUUUCAGUCUUUUGGGAUUCCUGUCUAUUUAGGAAAAUCCACAUGCCUUUCACUGACAUAUUUAUGACUCAAGUGCUUACGUUUUCAGAAGAGAGGAAGCAGAGAGGGGCUCCUGGGGCUGCCGGCACCCUCGUGUGCACCUCAGUGGGCUUCACUGUCCCUUAGGGGACACAGCUUGGCAAAAACCGACGAUCAGAUUCACCUGCCCUCACUUUCCUUAGGAAUGUUCUUGAAGUGUUGUCUUCCCUGAGGAGUGCUUUCUCUCCUGGAGCCUCCUUCCUGAGCAUGGUUAAGGCAUGCUUUACGCUAGAAAGAAUACCUUGAAAGCGUUGGGGAUGUGUUUGAAAUGCUCUGGCUGCUCCCGGGGGUGGAGCCGGUGUGCUGACUCCUGUGCUCAGGGAGGAGUGCUCUGGGGGACAAACGCUGCUCCAGAGCUUUCGACCCUGUUUUCAGUCCUCAGCCGUGCAGUCAGACAUAAUGAGAAGUGCCUGCAAGAGCAUGAUGUGCCCCUUGAUGUGGACUGUAGACUAGCGGGCCGCUUGGUAUAAUCUGAAAAGACGAAGAACACAGUUGAGUAAAAUGGAAAAGUUUAGGGGCUGUUAGGGCGGCAGCUUGAAUAAAGCACAGUAAUCCCAGAGCAUUUGUGUUCAAGAAAAAGUUCAGAGUGACGUUCUUCUGGACUGUAUCCUAAACUUCAGGCAGAAUUUUUCUGAUCACUAGUACUUCAGUUAAUGGUGUAAAGCAAAAGAGAAUCUUUGCAAACCGUCAGCUUGACUCUGAACACUCGCAGACACGCACUGCCUCCCUCCUGCAGACGAGAUGUCCAUCCUCCACAGCUGCCUUACGACGUUCUCCAACUGCUUUCAGUUUUCUGACCUAAUAAUUAUCUUAUAGAAAAUGGAAAGUUUGGGCCAGCAUAAAUAAAGUGAAACCAAAAAUUAAGUAGAAGAGGAAAUCAAGUGAAGAUGAAUAUGAGAACUUCUUGUUCUUUAAUAUCACGGGUUUUUGUUAAUGUUUUAUAAGUAGUUUUCCCUACUUGAUUUUUCUUUUGUAAAAUCUCAUAGAACAGUGUUUAUGAUACAGCCAUUUAAUAUAUGUACAAAUUGUAAAGAAUAUGUAUAAAUGUUUUACACAAAUGUAAGAGCAUGUAGAAGGCAACAUAUAAAUAAAUUGUUAAAAAAAUGUA
This is a messenger RNA of Diceros bicornis minor, 3518 nucleotides long. It is a transcript of the gene SNX9, whose product is annotated as sorting nexin 9. The transcript is spliced from 18 exons. NCBI's taxonomy places the organism in Eukaryota, Metazoa, Chordata, Mammalia, Perissodactyla, Rhinocerotidae. Gene Ontology annotation, molecular function: protein binding; phosphatidylinositol binding. The record is from RefSeq and is a predicted model, not a curated record. Gene Ontology annotation, cellular component: cytoplasmic vesicle; plasma membrane. Gene Ontology annotation, biological process: plasma membrane tubulation; endosomal transport; endocytosis. Bases 118 to 1896 code for a protein of 592 amino acids.